AGCAAUGUGAGCAUCAUGGCAGCCAGAGUGUUGGGUUCGAUCUUGCGUAAAAACGCAGGAUUUUUCGGCACUGGCAGGUUGCUGGCGCCGAAUAAUGCACCAGCAAUCACUAAUGUCCAACAUCGUAAUGGUCAUCAAUGGAACCCGGACGCGGAGUUCUUCCGGCAGUUCGACUCACCGAUUUUGUACACCACGGAGAAGAUCGAUUGGACACCGCCGGAUAGUGUGUCCGUCUUGUCUGAUCCUUCCCUGGCGGAACAAACUAUACAAAAUUUGAAGAUUAACUUUGGCCCGCAACAUCCAGCUGCUCACGGUGUCCUCCGGCUGAUCCUGGAGUUAGACGGCGAAGUCGUGGUCAGUGCCGAUCCACAUAUUGGUCUCCUGCACCGCGGCACAGAGAAAUUGAUCGAAUAUAAGACCUACAUGCAGGCAUUACCUUACUUCGAUCGCUUGGACUAUGUCUCUAUGAUGUGCAACGAGCAGUGCUUCUCCUUGGCAAUUGAGAAACUGCUGAAUAUAGACGUGCCUCUGCGCGCAAAGUAUAUUCGAGUUCUUUUUGGGGAGAUUACGAGGAUUCUGAACCAUAUUAUGGGCGUUGGAACGCACGCAUUGGAUGUCGGUGCUCUUACACCCUUCUUCUGGCUAUUCGAGGAGCGAGAGAAGAUGAUGGAGUUUUAUGAGCGUGUGAGUGGCGCCCGUAUGCAUGCAGCUUACAUACGGCCUGGUGGUGUCUCCUUGGAUCUACCGUUAGGUCUGAUGGAUGACAUAUACGAUUGGGCUUCCAAGUACUCUGCACGAUUGGACGAGAUAGAAGAUCUGUUGACAGAUAACAGAAUCUGGCGACAGCGCACAAUCAAUAUCGGUACUGUGACUGCAGAGGACGCGCUAAAUUGGGGCUUUAGCGGUGUAAUGUUACGAGGCUCUGGAUUAAAAUGGGAUCUGAGGAAAGUUGCACCUUACGACGCUUACCACUUAGUAGAUUUCGACAUUCCGAUUGGCUCAAAAGGCGAUUGCUAUGACAGAUAUCUAUGUCGUGUCGAGGAGAUGCGACAGUCGUUGCGUAUCAUCCACCAGUGCUUGAAUCAGAUGCCAGAGGGAGAAGUACGAUGCGAUGACGCCAAGAUUGUGCCACCGCGGCGGGAGGAGAUGAAGAGCAGCAUGGAGGCGCUUAUCCAUCACUUCAAAUUGUUCACCCAAGGUUUCCAAGUGCCACCGGGAGCGACGUACACCGCCAUCGAGGCACCGAAGGGCGAGUUCGGCGUUUACCUCGUUAGCGAUGGCAGCAGCAAACCGUAUCGGUGCAAGAUCAAAGCGCCAGGCUUCGCUCAUUUAGCGUGUCUACAGCACAUCGGACCCAAGCACUUCCUCGCCGACAUAGUCGCUAUCAUUGGCACGCUGGAUGUUGUAUUCGGCGAGAUUGAUAGAUAAUUUCCUAACAAUCGAUAAUUUGUAUAGCGUAGAAGUAUAAAUUAAAAUAAGUUAUGUAAAAACCUUUGCAUAUAUAUAUGUGUUACAAUAGGGAUUUACAUAUAUUAUAUAUAGGUAUUUAAGAAGUCGAUAUAUUUGCAUGUUAUACGCGUCCAUUCGUGUAGUAUCGCGCGUAUAAUAUGACUAUGCGAUGAGUAUAAAUAAAUAUU
Trachymyrmex cornetzi is the source of this 1637-nucleotide messenger RNA. RefSeq names its product NADH dehydrogenase (ubiquinone) 49 kDa subunit (gene ND-49). The transcript is spliced from 4 exons. Lineage: Eukaryota; Metazoa; Arthropoda; Insecta; Hymenoptera; Formicidae. Bases 16 to 1428 code for a protein of 470 amino acids. Gene Ontology annotation, molecular function: NAD binding; oxidoreductase activity, acting on NAD(P)H; quinone binding. The record is from RefSeq and is a predicted model, not a curated record. Gene Ontology annotation, cellular component: respiratory chain complex I. Gene Ontology annotation, biological process: mitochondrial electron transport, NADH to ubiquinone.